This is a messenger RNA of Pseudogymnoascus verrucosus, 3389 nucleotides long. RefSeq lists its product as uncharacterized. The record is from RefSeq and is a predicted model, not a curated record. Gene Ontology annotation, molecular function: heme binding; oxidoreductase activity, acting on paired donors, with incorporation or reduction of molecular oxygen; monooxygenase activity. The transcript is spliced from 4 exons. NCBI's taxonomy places the organism in Eukaryota, Fungi, Ascomycota, Leotiomycetes, Thelebolales, Thelebolaceae. The coding region runs from base 1680 to 3266 and encodes 528 amino acids.
CGCGGCUUGAUGCUGCUGGGUGCUGUGCUCAGGCGCGGGGGCCCGCGUGAGGAGGAUGCCAUUCCUUGCUUCGAUUGGGGUGCCCUGUGCGCGUCGUCGUAAGUGUUCGAUAUGUGGUUUUAAAUGUUCGUGCCUAUGAUAUUGACGGUAGUGGUGGCGGCGAUCGUGAGGCUCUCGACUGUUUACUCCGAGAGUUCGUUCAGUGCAAUGUGGGGUUGGGACGCGAUUGGAGCGUGGGUAUGUUUGUGGUCGUUCGUCGUUGGCGGGGCGGCAGGGGUUGCGUUGAGCUUGCUUGGGGUUUGGAGCUGGCCCGGGAUGCUGCAGUGGGACAGACAUGUAACCUUCGGUUAGCCCCCUCUCAGCUUCGUAGCCUUGUUGGUUGCGUACCGACAUGAUGGCAAGUUAUACAAGUACAAAACGAUGAGUUUGAAGCAACGGAUAUAUGAAGCACAAGAAUGAAGUAUGGGCGUAUGAGUAUACGAGCAUGAAUUACGAGUACGAGCAGCGUACUACAAACUACUCGUGCUCGUGCUCGUGCUCCUAACUCGCGGCAGACCGAUACUCUACUCUACUCUACUCUAUGUUUAGAGUGCUUUUAGACAAUGUCGUGCACCCCUCUCGUAAUGCUGCUCUUCCGACUGGCUGCACAACGACGUUUCGAGGAGAGUUACAUGCAUCGGACCGCCUGGUGAUCUGGGACGAGUCCGAUAUGCGUUGAGAAACGAAGGUGCAGUAAUACUGCAACGUCCUCGCACUCGCAUUCGGGUUCGCACGAGCCGGCCGAUCGAUAUGCGGGCUAAUAUAUACCGCAGGUAUCUAGACUACUCUAUCUAAACCGUCCCCGCCUGGACAAAUUCGGUGUCACCCCGAACCAAUGUGAACCUCGUCCUGCCGUCUUCCUGUAUAAUUUAUGGAAUUAUGAAAAUAUUAUCCUCCUUGGUCUCGCGUGGACGAUGUUGUGCCUCCUCUCGGGAGAGAGCCAGCCCGAGUCAACUAAGGGGGGUUGAGACAUAUUUACAUAUAGACAGACAUAUUGACAUAUUGACACGACCACGGAGGCAAAGCAGGAUUUUGUGACACAACAUCUCAUAUUGCCCAUCUCAUCCGAAUGGGGGCAGGUAUUGUUUGGUUAAAGUGCCUCCGCAGAACGAACUGCACUGGCCAAGCCAGCCACCGGGCACUAGCAGCGCCCACAACGUCCACUAAAGGAAUAUCGCGGCGGAUCCCUACUUAGUAGAUGAGCCAUUCUCGACGGGGCUAUUACUCCGCAGAGCGUCAUCUGAUGGCGACUCUAGGAUGGAGAACCAUGUGUGGCAUGCAGAUCUGGCCCAAAUGAAACCAACGAUGUUCAAAGCUGCUCUGUCGCGGAUUUCGUACUCGGACAUUGCCUGAUCGGCGCAUUCUUGCGAGGAAGAUGUCUGGGCAAUUAGUGAUGGGAGGUAAGACAUAUUUAAACAGCACAUCCAAUGUGUCUCCUUAUGAAGCGUCUAUUGUCCCUGUUCUCUGUCUCACCUCGUCAUCGAUCUUGUGUGUCUCAUCUCAUACUUUCUUGCUCAUCCCUUAUCUUGCCCCGUGGCCGCUGGCCCUACCAUAAAACUCUAUUUUACUCUACGCUGUGGUGGAGAUUAAAUAUACACAGAUCUGCAGUUGUGUAGAAGGUCAACUCACACCCUUUCAACAUGUUUGUCGAUGCCCUCAAGGACUUCGCGGCUGAGUCCCCCGCUGCAGCAAGUUUUGCAUGCGUUCUUCUCGUCGUCUCUCUCAUAUACUAUUUCGUCCAGCGCCCGCAGCGGCUUAACUUCCCUGUUGUCGAGCUGGGCGAUGACUUAGGCUAUGAUCGAGCUCUUGAUGAGGGCUUCUCAAAGUAUCCCGAUUCGCCGUUUGUCCUCCCAACCAACCCGCCGAUGGUUAUUCUACCACACGCAUGUGUGAAUGAAGUCAAGUCCCUACCAGAAAACAAAGUAUCAUUCAUGAAAGAUGUCCAGCAUAUGUUUACUAGCAAGGUAACUGGCAUUGGCGAGGAAUCACAUGAGAUCCUCUCUGCCGUUAAGAUCGACCUUACCAGGCACCUCGCCAGCGUCCUCGAUGGACUCCAGGAUGAGACUCGCUAUGCUAUCAACUCCGAAUUUGGCCCAUGCGAAGACUGGACGCCGCAGCCCGUAUAUUUCAAGCUCACCCGGAUAGUCGCUCUUCUCAGCGGCCGCGUCUUCGUUGGUCGGCCUCUAAGCCGCGAUGAAGCGUGGCUGAAAGCAACGAUCAACUACACGUGGGCUUGCAUCCAGGCCUCCGAUGCCUGCAAAAGAUACAGCCCAUACAUCCGCAACAUCGUCGGUCCCUACCUAAAGGAAGUCAAGGACCUGAAGAAGCACCGACAGGACGGUGCGGACUUGUUGCAGCCUCUCCUUAAUGAUCUCCUCGAGAGGGAGGCCAGUGAGAAACCCGGGUUGAACGGAUUCGACGAUCAGCAGGGAACGUUCUGUUCAUGGGUUCUGAAGUACACUGCUGAGAAGGACCGCGCGAGCGCACUGAACUUGGCCAACUCCCAGAUGUCCCUAUCAUUUGCAGCUAUUCACACCAGCUCUAUGGCACUCUCGCAAGUGGUCUUUGAUCUCGCUGCACGUCCUGAGUACAUCAAGGGUCUCCGUGAGGAGAUCAAAGAGGUCCUCGCCGAAGACGGCUACGACAUCGAUGGCGAUGGAUUCACGAAGCUAAAGAAGUCCUCCUACACCAAGCUCCGCAAGCUCGACAGCUUCCUCAAAGAAAGCCAAAGACUCUCACCUCCCGGCAUCACCUCCAUGCAGCGCGUCACCACCGCCCCGCUUACCCUCUCCACCGGCCAUACUAUCCCCACCAACACGCGCUUCGCCUUCGCCUCCGAAGCCAUCCACCGCUCCACCCGCACCACCACCUUCUCACCCGAAUACAACCCCGCCUCCUACGCCCCGCCCUCCGUCUUCGACGGCCUGCGCUUCUACAAGCUGCGCGAGAUGCCCGGCAAGGAGAAUCGUCACCAGUUCGUCACGACGGGGGAGGAUAGUUUGUCCUUCGGUCACGGGAUUCAUGCGUGUCCGGGGAGGUUCUUUGCUAGUAAUGAGAUUAAGGUUGUGCUUAUUGAGUUGUUGAGGAAUUGGGAUGUGAGGUUGAAGGGGGAUACGAAGAGGGAGGGGGGAGAUAGGCCGCCGAGCUUUAUUAAGGAGAGUGCGUGUGUGCCGAAUAUGCAGGCGGUGUUGGAGUUUAGGAAGUUGAGGAGCGAGGAGUGCGUGUAGGUGGAGGGGAUUUUGGAUAUGUUUGAAUUUGGGAAUUGUAUGCGGCGCGUUUUACGCAGGCAGAGACCUGGGAAUCUACGGAUGUGUGGUCUGAUCUAUCUAGCAUUUCGAUUUAAACGAUGC